This is a messenger RNA of Homalodisca vitripennis (glassy-winged sharpshooter), 354 nucleotides long. RefSeq lists its product as uncharacterized. The record is from RefSeq and is a predicted model, not a curated record. The transcript has a single exon. NCBI's taxonomy places the organism in Eukaryota, Metazoa, Arthropoda, Insecta, Hemiptera, Cicadellidae. Bases 1 to 354 code for a protein of 117 amino acids.
AUGAGUUGUCAACAGUUGUGGGACCGUGAAAAGAGUCUUACUUUGAUAAAGCUGUAUGAACAGCACAGUUUACUGUGGAAUCCUUGGGAAGAGAGCUACAAAAUGAAAAAUAAAAGAAACGAUAGUCUAAAAGUAAUUGCUACAGAAAUUGGCGCUGACGUUGAAGUUGUGAAGAACAAAAUUGAUAGUUUGCUGUCUCAGUACAGAUGGGAGAAAAAAAUUGCCGAGUCGAAGUCUGGUAUGGGCUCGGACGAGAAGAAAACACAGUGGUUGGGUUUGAAGCACUUUGCGUUUUUGAAUGAUAAAUUUACACCAAGGCCCACUUACGCCUUCAACCCCAACAAGAAGUCAUAG